GUCCGCAACUUUAUCCUCCACCAAUGAUUUUCGUCUCUGAAAGUAACGGGGGAAGAGCUCUAAAUCUACAGGGUCUUCCUCCUUCAUCAGAGAGUUUCUGUAGAGAGGGACCAGUCACUAUCUCCUUCCUGUCUUCCCAGCUUAGCCGUCAACUGGUCCAGCUUCCCUCCUCUACCCUCCCCAUUCUCUACGCCUCCUCUAACUUGAACGACGUCGUUUUGACUAACUUAAUUAAUGGCCCAGGUGAAGCGAGCAACUCCAAAGCUGCAACUUUCUGGCAUCUUCCUCUCUCGCCUAUUAAAAGCUUCAAUCAAGCUCUUCGAUUGAAUUUUGGAAUCCAUAGAGGGGAAGAGCUCGGGUCAGUCUACAAUCUCGCACCUUUUCAUCUGGAAAAGAUCCUGGAAAAUGCUGCUUUGACCUUAAAUUCUUUGCUGCUUUGAGGUUUGAGUGCAUGAGAUAUAUGAUUUUUAUGCUUGUUGAUGCUGAGUAGAACAGUUUAGGCAGUACCCAUAGACCCCCUUGCCAGAAUUCUUCUCUGAAAAUUUUUCCCACCAGCACAUUCGACUUUCCUGCGCUGCUAGAGGAAGAUGAACGGGAUGUGUGAAAUUCAGUCAAGUCUGGCUCGAUGGCUGAACAACGGAGGUGCUGCUGGGGGAAAAAGAACAGGACGCGCGAAAAAGAACGAAGAAGUGCCGCGGAACUUGAAACUGAUAUGAAAGGCACAACUUAAACUAGUCCAAGCGACGUCGUUGAAGGGUAGAGGAGGGGUAGUGAAUGGCAGGGGCAGAGGAGAGAAGCUCCACCCGCCGUCAACCAGGUCUCCCAGUUUUAGCCAUGUGCGAAAAGUCUGAUGUGGUGCUAUUCUUUUUGGGGGGGAUUUGGGCCUUGUUUGAUGAGAAGAGAGAGAUAAUGUCCGCUGGGGCCUUUUUGUGGAAAUGCAUUUUGGAAUCCUGAUUUUGUUUGCUUCCGCUGCUUAACUUUUAUCAUUCACAAGAAGCCAUCUGGUUGAGCCGCCAAAUUUGAUUUCUGUAUUCAUAAGCGGUAGGCGACGGCUUCAUCAACUUCGAUGUCCGUUGUUGGGGUAAGUAAAAACAAGCCAUGCCUAUUGGCAAUUGGGUGAUUAAAGGACAACUUUCUUUUUUUUGGUUAAUUUGACAUACUCGUGCCAAAAUUACCAGGGCAUGGCGACGUUGAAUGGUUUAUUUGGCGGGACCGACAAAG
Messenger RNA from Neltuma alba, 1221 nucleotides. RefSeq lists its product as uncharacterized. The record is from RefSeq and is a predicted model, not a curated record. The transcript is spliced from 4 exons. Bases 24 to 440 code for a protein of 138 amino acids. NCBI's taxonomy places the organism in Eukaryota, Viridiplantae, Streptophyta, Magnoliopsida, Fabales, Fabaceae.